AAUAUUUUCAGAAAAUUUUGAUUUUAAAUCCGAGUAAAUAGGAAAAUGGAAGCAAAUCUUCAAUUGAACCAAGAUCAGCGAUAAAACUUAACUUUACUUGUUGACUAUAAGACGAUGCAAGCUAACUAAGAUGUGUUAACAAGACGAAAGUAACUUAAGGAACUUUUAUCGAAAAGAGGUUCUAAAACUGUUGGAGUUAGCAGCACUCAAGAAUGGGGAGACUGACAACAAGGUCGAUAUGACUGAAAUCCUGAAGGCUCUCCAGGGGAAAAGAGCAGUGGAGAAGGGGGUAGGAGAGGGACGAGGGGAAGGGGUCAAGAGUUUCCUUCAUGGAAGUUACACCCCUGAAAAGGUUCCAGGAUCUUCUGUAGGAAUUGCAAAACUCAUAAAUUCUAAUUCUAUGAAUAACAAUAACAACAACAACAACAACAUCAACAACAACACCAGCUCUGAUGUAAAGUUAAAGAGUGGUAUCAAUUCAGCUCUCCAUCACUCUAGCUCUGUUCAAAAAUUAAGCUCAAAACAGAAGUCAAGCUUUGCGGAGUCUAAUUCAACUCAAGAAUCAAGUUUGAUUCGUGAGUCAAGUUCGACCAAUGAGUUAAGUUCCAUUCAAGAGUCAAGCUCUGUUCAAGCAUCAAGUUCAGUUCUCAAGUCCAGCUUGAUUCAAGAGUCAAGCUCCUUUCAAGAAUCAAGCUCCUUUCAAGAAUCAAGCUCCUUUAAAGAGUCAAGCUCUGUUCAGGAAUCAAGCACCUUCAAAGAGUCAACCACUAUAAUGAAGUCAAGCUCUGUUAAAGAGUCAAGCAGUGUACUUAAUUCAAACAGUAUACUUAAUGCAAGCACUUUUCAAGAUUCAAGCAGCAUUCUUAAUCCAAACACCUUUCAGGAGUCAAGCUGUAUACUUUAUCCGGGCACCUUUCAAGAAUCUAGUUAUUCUAAGAACUCAAAAAAGUCAAGCGUGACUAGAGAACCGAGCUAUGUUGAUGAAUCUUCUGUAACAGUCAAGCAGAAGUCAAACGGCUCCAUAUUUUCUAAAACCAGCAAUGUCCGAUCUGCACUCCACAAUUCGAUGAAAAGUUUUCUCCAUUCUCAAACCGGAGCAGGACCAUUUGAACCUGAACCUGAACCAGAGAUUGAGAAUCCUGAUCUAAAAUCCUAUCUGGAGAGAAGUGACAGAAAAUCAAGUUUCUUGUCUCACGAAACCGACGAGGAUGAGACAGAUCUGGCAGCUGAAAGAUUGAGAAAGGAAAGUUUUGGAUUGGUUCUGAACUCAUGUCUCGCUAGCGGAGUUGAAUCAGGAAAUGUCAGUCUUUACGGGGACAGGGCUCAGUUAAAUCAUGAAAAAUCCACCAAAUAUGCCGGAAAUCAAGAAAUCCAACCAAACCCAACCGGUGAAAAUCCGCAAGUUUUCCUGCACGAAAAGAGAAACGUUGUCAGUGAGCUGAAAGAAAAAAUAGGGAAGAACAAAAUUGAUAUCAACGCUAGCAUUGAGCAAGAAGACAUAAAUGAAACCCUAGAAUCCACCGAAACUCUUGUUAAUAACAAUAAGAGCAAAGUAAAUGUGGAAGCUACAGUGCAAGCUCCUCCUAAACCUGCAAGAAGGGAGUCCACCCCUACAGUAUCAGGGAAAAGCCUUGUAAGCAGUAGAAUACGAUUACUGGAGGGAAAUGUCAACUUGUCCAACACCAGCAGUAGUUCUACAAUGUCCUUUUCUGAACUGAAAUCCCGGGGAUACAAUAAGUAUUUAACCACCAGCAAACAGACAGAAAAUACAGAUUUACAAACUAGAGAAGCUAAGGAAGUAAAGGGCAACACUUUGCCCAUAAAACCUAGCUGCCCCGGGCUAGAAGGAGUUUUAAAAAAGAGUGGAGAACAUAAGAAUGGAGGUUUACCAGUCAGUUUUCUGGAUGAAAUAAAAUCUGGAGCCAAACUUAAGAAUGGAGGGGUCAGGUUUGAUGUUGAUGAUAAUUCUGAUAAUACUGUUGAAAUGGAGGUGAAAGAAGAGGAGCAUAUUGAUGAUAAUGCGUCCUUUAACAUACCUCCACCUCCACCUAUUAUGCCUUUGAAAAAAAUGGAGACCGAGAAGCAAGCCGAGAUAAAGAAUGGGAGUGGAGUAAUGGGAAGCAAAGGAUCAAUAAAUGGGAGUAGUAAUUCUUUAAGGGAAAUGGUAGGGGGCAGGGGAGACAUUGUUGGAGCUAAUAGCAACCAGGAAGUUUUAAAUGGAGGUGGAAAAAAUGGAGAUGGGAAGAGUGCAUCACUAAAUGGAGCCUUGAAUGGAGGUGUAAGACCUAGAGCCCUAAAUGGAGGUGGAAAAGCUGGAAUAUCUGAUACGAACCCAGCAGUUAGGAAACUAGUCUACUCUCAGUAUAGGGAAAUGUUGAAAAGUUACAGUGGAUCCAGUAAGAGCUAAAAGAAAAGUUUCGUCGAAAACAAAACACUUGAAUCUAUCUGAGAAAAUCCUCCAGAAUUAGUUAACUAAAGAACCCGUGAAAUAGAAAUGCUUUCCUGAGAGUGCAGGAUAAACUUGUAGCUAAAACUUUUUAAUAUAUUAUUUUUUUUUGUAAAUUCAUUACUCAUGGUAUAGAUUUAAUUCUACUUCUUUAUAAUACAAAUAUUAAUUUAAAUUUUAUAUAAUUGUUGGAUACAAAUGAAACCGCAAAAAAUGAAACACUUUUAUUGUUCCAUUACUUAUUUUUUCCAAAACCUUCAAUUUCCACAUAAUUUAGAAUUUUUAUCAAAUGUUCAAAAUUAUUUUCUUUUUAAGAGAAAUGUUCAAAUUUAAGAAAA
Eurytemora carolleeae is the source of this 2784-nucleotide messenger RNA. RefSeq lists its product as uncharacterized. The record is from RefSeq and is a predicted model, not a curated record. The transcript has 6 exons. NCBI's taxonomy places the organism in Eukaryota, Metazoa, Arthropoda, Copepoda, Calanoida, Temoridae. The coding region runs from base 239 to 2407 and encodes 722 amino acids.